AUGCACGACGGCGAGGCCGGGCCGUCAGCCUUCAUGGAUAUCGAUCAUCUCGUCAUGGACAAGCAGCAAGCCUCUGCCUUGACUGCUCACCAAGAUGCCCGCACCCUCAUCCGCUUGAUCCAGUGUCCACAGUGCUCCAAGCCCUACACCCACCCCGUCACCCUUCCCUGCGGCAACUCGCUAUGCCGCACGUGUCUACCUCAAACCUACUUCCGCGAAGGCGUUUCAUAUCCCGAUACUCCUGGACGACAACGCGGCUUCCUCUGUCCCUACGACGACUGUGCCGAAGAGCAUGUCCUCGCAGACUGCAGCAUCGACGUUACCCUCUCAAAACUCAUGGAAGCCAUUGCGGAACUCGUCCGUCGACACAUCGAACUGGCUGGCAGUCGAGAAACGUAUAUGGAAGAGGUGGUAAAACAAGACGAAGUCCUAGGUCCCAUAACAUCGGUCGACCUGGACAAAGAGAGCCCUCGAUGCUGGACCAUGCCUGGCGCUCGUCUGGUCGCUACAUACAACCUCGCCGGUUCCGGCAUCCUCAAAUACAAGACCGAGGUCACGUACACAGACUUGCCUGACGCAGGCGAAGCCGCGAAACAGACAGAUCAGGCGCUGCUCGUACAACUGCUUGAUACGGCGCAAAAAGAGGUUGACUGCCAGGUCUGCUACAACAUCAUGUUUGAUCCUGUCACAACAGCUUGCGGCCAUACACUCUGUCGCAAAUGUCUGGCUCGCACUCUCGACCACUCGACCCAUUGUCCCGUCUGCCGUCGCUCCGUCAUCACUCCACCUUCGCUACUCAAAUACCCAAGCAACAAAACUCUGGUCAGUCUUCUUGAGGGUCUCGUUCCAGACAUUGUCUCCGCUCGCGCCGAAGCUGCCGCGCUGGAAGACGCUAUCGCUACUUCGGAUUUCGAAACUCCCUUGUUUGUCUGCACCCUUGGUUUUCCUGGUUGUCCGACUUUCCUGCGUGUCUUUGAGCCAAGAUACCGUCUCAUGAUCAGACGCGCCAUGGAAGGGAAUCGACAAUUUGGCAUGGUUACAUACAACCGCCACGGCCUGCCUCAAGAAGGGCUGGGCAACACACAAUUUUUGGCAUAUGGCGUCAUGCUUUACAUUGAAAAUGUGCAAAUGCUUCCUGACGGCCAGAGUAUUGUCGAAACCAAGGGCAUGUACCGUUUCCGUGUGAAACAGCACGGUACUUUAGAUGGCUAUACUGUAGGCAGGGUCGAACGUGUCGAAGACGUCUCCCUUCAGGAAGAAGAGCGUCUAGAAGCCGAGGAAACCUCGCUGCCACCAGCUGCCGAAAAUGACAUGGAGGGUCAAGUCAACCGCAUGUCGACUCGUGAACUCCUCAUGCUCGGACUCGAUUUCAUCCUUGUCAUGCAAGGCCGAAGCGCACCCUGGCUGCACCAACGCAUCCUAGAAGCCUAUGGCGGCCCGCCGGACGACGCCGCUCUCUUCCCCUUCUGGUUUGCCAGCAUCCUCCCCAUCAGUGAAGAUUGGAAGUACCACUUGAUGCAGACCACAAGUGUACGAUCCAGACUGAAGAUCACUGCACUUUGGGUCAAACACAUGCAGACGCAGCGAUGGUACCAAAGCAAUGCAUGCACAGUCUUAUGA
This is a messenger RNA of Aureobasidium namibiae CBS 147.97, 1620 nucleotides long. Its product is annotated as ATP-dependent protease-like protein. NCBI's taxonomy places the organism in Eukaryota, Fungi, Ascomycota, Dothideomycetes, Dothideales, Saccotheciaceae. The transcript has a single exon. The record is from RefSeq and is a predicted model, not a curated record. The coding region runs from base 1 to 1620 and encodes 539 amino acids.